Molecule: messenger RNA, 1698 nt
Organism: Acipenser ruthenus (sterlet)
Lineage: Eukaryota; Metazoa; Chordata; Actinopteri; Acipenseriformes; Acipenseridae
Product: transformer-2 protein homolog alpha-like
Exons: 9
Coding region: 151-1092 (313 amino acids)
Biological process (GO): positive regulation of mRNA splicing, via spliceosome
Cellular component (GO): spliceosomal complex
Molecular function (GO): RNA binding
Source: RefSeq, a predicted model, not a curated record
UAAACUAAGGAGAACAAGUCGCCAUUUUAUCGAGCUUGUCCUCUGUGUUGGAGUUAUUACGCAGUUGUUUUGGGCAACACGUAUCACUCUCUGUGUACGUUAUUUUUCCUCUGUUAACAAGGUUAGCCUUUGAACAAAUUUCAGAUCACCAUGAGCGACGUUGAGGAUUCACACUUCGAUGGAAGAGGAUCCCGUUCUCCAUCGAAAUCUGAUUGUGGCAGCCCAGUGCGUGUGAAGUCUGAGAGUCGGUCUGCGUCUGGUAGUCCUUCAAGAGCUUCAAAACGAUCCGAGUCCAGGUCAAGAUCAAGGUCCAAAUCAAGGUCGCGCUCUAGGAAGCAUUCUCACAGGAGGUAUUCACGCUCAAGGUCCCGCUCACACUCGCACAGGAAGAAAUCCAGGAGCCGCUCUUACUCGCCGGAAUGCCGUCGCAAGAAGAGCCGGAGCACCUCCCCAAUGUCAAAUCGCCGCAGACAUGCAGGCAGCAGGACAAGAUUCAGCAAUGACAUCAAAAAAGAGGCAAGCAAUCAUAGUGAUGCCAGGCUUUUCCACCAGGCAAAUCCUGACCCAAACACCUGUCUUGGAGUGUUUGGGUUAAGCCUGUACACAACUGAGAGGGACCUGCGUGAAGUCUUUUCCCGGUACGGACCACUGGCUGGCGUGAAUGUUGUCUAUGAUCAGAGAACAGGACGGUCAAGAGGAUUUUCAUUUGUGUACUUCGAAAGAAUUGAUGAUGCCAAAGAGGCAAUGGAACGUGCCAAUGGAAUGGAGCUUGACGGAAGGCGGAUACGUGUAGAUUACUCCAUUACCAAACGGGCCCACACUCCUACUCCUGGCAUUUACAUGGGAAGGCCAACUCACAGCAGCGGUGGGAGCAGUGGUGGUGGUGGCAGCAGCGGUAGUAGUAGUGGAGGACGUCGCCGUGAUUCCUAUUACGACCGAGGAGGCUACGACCGAGGAGGCUACGACCGAGGAGGCUAUGACCGAUACGACGAGUACGAUAACAGAUACAGUCGGAGGCGAUCUCCGUCUCCUUAUUACAGUAGAUGCAGAUCCCGUUCUAGAUCUCGUUCCUACAGUCCUCGACGUUACUAAAGAGGAUAGAUUCAGCUUGGGAGAUUUAUUGUUGAUCCUCCUGGAAGGUUGAACUUUUUGUUGUGAACUACUAAUGACAUUGUAAAGUUUGAGUUCUAGAAAACGAUCAUUUUUUUUUUUUUUUUUUUAAAUCUGAUUUAUAGUCAAUUUAAAUGUAUGAUUGCCAGAAAGGUCAUGUUUUUUGUUUUAAGAUUUUUUUCUUAGUCAGGUUAUGAUCAUAAUGCAUUUAGUUGCAUUUACUGUUUUUUCUGCAUAUUUGUAAAACACAUUGAAAAAAUAUCAUGCAGAAUAAAAAGCUAUAAACUGCUACAUUUUCUAUUCCUUGAUUUCUAAGUUAAAUUUACGAGUUGGAAAGUUUUAUGUAUUGUGACAUUCUUUUUUUUUUUUUAAUGUUACUCCUUGCAACUUAUGGGCAUGUGAACAUAGGAUUUAACUUACUAAUGGUAGCAGUUAUCAGCACAAAUAUUGUCAUGUUAAAUAAAUGUAUACAUUUCAGUGUCAACUUGGAUGUGCUAAAAGGAAAUUAUUUUGAUGGUAUAUUUUAUGGAUUUAUGCUUGCUUGUUUGUUUGUUUUUUGUUUGCCAAAUAAACAUGGAAAACUAAAAA